This is a messenger RNA of Tachyglossus aculeatus (Australian echidna), 1644 nucleotides long. RefSeq names its product AT-rich interaction domain 3C (gene ARID3C). Gene Ontology annotation, molecular function: DNA binding. The coding region runs from base 102 to 1514 and encodes 470 amino acids. Gene Ontology annotation, biological process: regulation of transcription by RNA polymerase II. The transcript is spliced from 7 exons. The record is from RefSeq and is a predicted model, not a curated record. NCBI's taxonomy places the organism in Eukaryota, Metazoa, Chordata, Mammalia, Monotremata, Tachyglossidae. Gene Ontology annotation, cellular component: nucleus.
UCUGCUCUUUCCAGCAGGCAGCCUUCUCUCCUCCAACUGGCCCACUGGCCCGCCCCCCGCUGCCCGGGCCUCCCCCCGGGGGGUUGCGGCUGGAGGCUGUGAUGGAGACACUGCAGAGGCAGCAGGCAGCCCGCCUGGCUCAGAGGGCUGGGGGGCCCCCUCUCCACCCAGCCUCCCCAGGCCUGGCCACUCCGCAGAACCACCGGGCAGCCAGGCGGGCACAUGGGCUGGGGGGCCCUGUGGAACCACCCACGGGCAGCGUUCCUGGCCUCCUGCUGCCCCUGCCCAGCAGGGCCCUAGCUGUCUCCCCGCUGCAACCCCAGGAGGAGGAAGAUGAGGAGGAGGAAGAGGAGGUGGAAGAAGAAGAAGAAGAGAUGCUGGAAGAGGAGGAGGAGGAGCAGGAAGAAGAGGGGCCUGGGAUAGGCCCAAAGCUGCUGAGUCCAGGGCCCCCCCAGUCCUCCCCAACCCAGUCUUCUGGCCUCCAACCCCACGAGUGGACAUACGAAGAACAGUUCAAGCAGUUGUAUGAACUGGACGAUGACCCCAAGAGGAAGGAGUUCCUGGAUGACUUGUUCGGCUUCAUGCAGAAGAGAGGAACCCCCGUGAACCGGAUUCCCAUCAUGGCGAAGCAGGUGCUGGACCUAUAUGCCUUGUUCCGGCUGGUGACCGCCAAGGGCGGACUUGUCGAGGUCAUCAACAGGAAGGUGUGGCGGGAAGUGACCAAGGGCCUGAGCCUGCCCACGUCCAUCACCAGCGCCGCCUUUACUCUGCGGACUCAAUACAUGAAGUACCUGUACCCAUACGAGUGUGAGACUCGGGCACUCAGCUCUCCUGGGGAGCUGCAAGCCGCCAUCGACAGUAACCGGCGGGAGGGACGGCGGCAGGGCUACGGCACCACCGCUCCACUCUUCAGCUUCCCGCCCACGGCCUCCGCCGUCCCCCACGCUCCGGCCCUGCCCGGCCUCGCUGCCCAUGCCUGCGCCCACCUGGCCCAGACCCACCCACAACUGCACCCCGUGAUCAAGAAAGAGGAGGGCAUGGUGUCUGCUCCGGCCUUGCCCACCCACCUGGCACUGCCUCUGGCCCUGGCCCUGGGGCCGGCACGGGGCAAGCCGGGGACUGGGGAGCCCCCCGAGAAGAAGGCCGUGCUGAUGGAUCCCGAGGAGCCAGUGCACCCACCCAGCCUGGAGCUGCCAUCCAGUCUCCUGUCUAGGGCCACCCCACCCUCUAUGGGCAAAGGUCCCAGCCGAGAGGAGUGGCAGAAUGGGGCCAUUGGGCUCACAGGAGGUGGCAUCAGCAGCGUCAACAUGGCACUGGAGAUCAACGGCGCCAUCUACACUGGUGUACUGUUCGCCCGCCGCCCCUCCGCCCUGGGCCUAGGCAUCAACGGUGGCAGCAGCAGCAGUGGUGGCGGCGGCAGCGGCAGCUCUCAGGGCCAUGCCAGUCCUACCCUCCCAACUCCUCCCCCAGGGCUCCCUCCCCACGGCCCUAUGCCCCCAAGCACUUUGCCCUGAGGUGCCCCAAGGAGUCUGGAACCAGUCCCAUGGAACCCAGGAGUCUGGAGCCCGGCCAUGCCAAACCCAGGAGUCUGGAACCCAGUCCCACCGAACCCAGGAGUCUGGAACCCAGCCUGGACUUGGCCUG